Molecule: messenger RNA, 4954 nt
Organism: Chlamydomonas reinhardtii
Lineage: Eukaryota; Viridiplantae; Chlorophyta; Chlorophyceae; Chlamydomonadales; Chlamydomonadaceae
Exons: 17
Coding region: 523-4200 (1225 amino acids)
Source: RefSeq, a predicted model, not a curated record
GGUAGAUAACCAAGCGUCACAGGACACGUCUUUGUUGUUGCCCCCGGGAGCUGGGCGCUGCUGCCUUGAGCAACCUCUUCGAAUGCGCCCGUUUUAGCUCAAUCAUUGCAUAAAAUGCGGCUGAUGUAGGACUGCCGCUAAUAAGGGUCCUGACUUCCAAAGUCAAUUCUCACGAUGCACCAUAACGCGGCCGAGUUUCGGCAGUCGAUAGAGGCGAGUCUGCCGCCUCUAACACAAUACAGCGUACAAACAGGCGCUCCGGGUGCUUACGGAGCCUAUGGAUGGGGCCACUUCCUCGCAGCCGGGCAUGCUGAAGGUCGCGGAGGCGGGGUCGGAGACAGCGUACACGUUUCACUGGACGCAUCUGUGAGAGCGUCUCACGAUCAUGCAGUGGACCUGAGCGCGUCCCUGAGAAACUCAUUCACGCGUUACCACCAGAAUCAGCAAUACCACCCGACUGCGGAGUCAGGGAGCUUGCGGGACUCGUUCCAAGUCAGCGCUCGUGAACAGCGUGGGCCUGUGAUGGCCGCGUCUGCGCCCAGCGCCUCGCGCUUCGUCACAGCGCAGUCUGAGUACCACACGUCGCUUCCGUCACUUGCUCUUCCACCGGAGCCGGUUGCCGCAGCCCAGCCCGCGGGCAAGCCCCCGACAGCGCCCGUCGUUCCCCCGCUAGGCGUGGGAGGCGAUGCAUGUGUAGUGGUGCAAACCGUCGCGCCGCCAACCAACAUGUACCCCGGUAUUCCGGCCGCGGGGCAAGCCCAGGCCGGAGGACCGCAGGGAGGGCGCGAGGACGGCAGUGGUAGGUUCGGGGUGCCGCCGGCAGGCGGGGCAGCACAUGCGGGCGUGCGCUUCAAUGAGAGCGUGACGUACCAACAAUACCGGCAGCAGCAGGAGGCGCAGCAGCCACAACAGCAGCAACAGCAGCACCCGCAGGCGUUCCAGCAACGACCGCACCAGCAGCCCUACCAGCAGGCCGCGCCGGUGUACAAUGGAAACGGGGUGGUCCAGGGCAAGGUGGUGCACAUGCGGCGAACGGAGGCAUGGACCAAGUACAUCGCGUACGAGGGCUGUCUUCAGGUGUGCAUUACGGAGCUGGAACGGAGUGCGGGCAACCCGAACGCUGCACACUUCCUUGCGGGCGCCUUUGCGACGCUGCGGAGAGACCUGGGGAUAGACGGGCUCUUGCUCACGCAGGUUGCUGGUAUGCCCGCCGCUGUGGCCGCUGCGGGCGGCGACGGCGGUAUCAACGACAUCUGCUGGGACGACAUGGAGCCGGCGGAAAAGCGGCUCAACACGGUGGCGUUUGCCAACACUGCAUCCACCUCCUACAUGCGCGUCAGAUGCGCCCGGCUGAGCCUGCCCAGCGUCAGCGUGCUGCAGAAGCUGUGCUGCCGCACGCGGACGCACAUGGUGCUGCCGCGGCUGUCGGGCGUGACGGUGCACCUGGGCGCCAACGACAACAGCGCGGACCCGGCCUUCUUCUCACUGGACAGCCAGGGAACCGGCGUGCAGCAAGGGCAGGCGCUGGUGCUGCCGCUGGAGGUGCAGCAGCAGGCGGGCCAGCCGCCGCCGCCGCCGCCCCAGAGCAUGCUGGUGCACGUGGAGAACGAGGAUGGGGUGACAGUCGCCACCGGCUCACUGUCUUACCGGGAGCUGUGGCGGCUGGCCAUGCAGCAGAAGGACCCUGUGGACGAGUCGCGCGCCUCGUCUAUGAACGCCGGCGUGGCGGUGGACGUGCAGGUCAUGGGCGCCGGGCCGUACGAAGGCAAGGUGGCGUUCGUGACGGUGGUGGUGACGCGGGUGAAGAAGGAGCUGGGGGGCUACGAGCUGGCGCACGUGGCGCCGGACGGCACGGGCGUGGAGACGGUCAACAAGAACACGCUGCGCACCAACGCGUGCCUCGCCUACGACACCUCGCUGGCGGCCGCGCUGGAGGCCACCGGCUGCGGGCGGCACAAGCUGGAGGUGGAGGGUCCGUGGGACUGGCUGCUGCGCGAGUUUGCGGCGUACUUCGGCGUGCGCUCCUACUAUUGCAUCCUGGCCCACCUGCGGUGGGUGCUCAAGCCAGGUGUAGCCACCAUCAGCAGCAUGUGCCUGGACGUGAUCGCGCGCGAGCUCAAGCCGCUGCUGGAGCAGUCGCUGCUGCGCGGCCUCACCACGCACGAGGCCACGCUGCUGGAGGGCGUAAAGAAGGCGGUGGAGAUGCUGCUGGAGGUGGCGUUUGAGAACUACUACGCGCUGGGAGACGACCAGCCGUCGCGGGAGGGGGGAGACACGCCGCGCGGCGCCACCGGCGCACCCGCGUGGCGGCCUACCGUGCUCAUGGCGAGCUUCCGGCUGUUCCGCGUCAUGAAGGACGUGUUUCUGCCGUCUGACCAGGACUGGCUCAACACGCGCUUCCGCAUCGCCGCCAAGAAGCGCUGGCACUUCCUGGAGUGCAACUGCGGCUAUGACCAAAUGCGUGGCAUGGGCAGCGCGCAGCAGCAGCCACGGCCUGCCGGCCCCACCAAGCUGGGCUAUAACGUCAACCAGUUCGACAGCUACUACAAGAUGGCGGAAAAGAUGGGCAUGGCCAUCCGCAGCGACCUGGAGUUCGACAUGUUCCUGCAGAAGCAGCCGGACCUGCUGCCCAGCACGCUCAACCUGCCGCGCAUCACGGCGGAGGAAUACAUGGCCAACUUCGUGGAGAUCCUGCGCAACAUGCUGCACCGGGGGCCGCCGCAGGUGCCCUCCGUGGCGGCGGUGGACCUGCUGGUCGCCACCGCGCAGCUGCAGCGAUACCUGCAGGAGACGCAGCUGUACAUGCCGCGCCAGCACCCAGGCCACCUGGACGCCAUGGAGCUGUGGAAGCCGCACGUGAUGUUCUGGAUUGAAAACAGCCGCCGCGGGCUCAAUGGCCACUGCGGCAAGCUUGAGGCGGAGGCCAAGCUCACGGCCGCGCACCUGGCGCGGGUGGACGUGGCGAAAAUGCCGGGCAUGAUUGAGGGCAUUGAGGGAGCCGUGGCGCCGCUGGUGCACGACAUGCUGGACCGCACGUGGUCGGAGCUGAUGCUGUACGAGCGGGUGGUCAAGAAUUGGCCGCUGUUCGGGCCGCACCUGGAGGCGGCGCUGUGCGACGUGCUGCGCACCGUGCAGGGCUCGCUCAACCGCAUCUGCGCCGGCGCCAGCAACACCGCCAUGACGCAGCAGCCGGGCAUGCCGCUAGGCGCCGGCAACUCGCCGCACAUGGCACGAGGCCACCAGCGUGUGCCGUCCGGCUCCCCGGGCAUGAUGGGACCGCCGGGCUCGGGCGGGCACGGCCGCAACACGUCUACCCUGGGCUACCAGCCCGGGCCUGGCGGCAGCCCGGGGCCGCUGGGGCCCAUGGCCAGCAUGCGCAGCCCGGGCGUACCCAUGGUGCCGCAGCACGGCAUGGGCGGCAUGGGCGGUGCGGGUGCGGCGCCGGGCGGCCGAAACGUGGUGCUGCUCAAGGAGGCGGUGCUGCUCAACUCGCUCAAGGUGCUGAUGGUGAUGGUGCCGUCCAUCGAGGACAUCAUCUCCAAGUGGUGUGGCGGCCAGUCCUGUGCGCCACCCGGGCCGCCGCAGCCCAACGCGCCCGACCCCGACUUCGACGACGACAUGGCGCCGCACAUCGGAGCGCAGUUCGCGCAGGUGGUCAAGGAGCUGCGCACGGACUAUGCAGAGGGCGUGGCUUCAUGCUCCAACCGCAUGGCCAACCACAUCCGCGCCACGCCCGUCACCAACAUCAAGACGGCGCUCAACCAGCCCAAGCCGCCCGCUGACCCACACGGCGGCUACCAGCAGGUGUCUACGCUCACACACCAGCGCGACUUCGUGGAGGCCUUCAUGCGGCCCAUCCUGGCCGCGUGCGACGAGGCGCUGCAGGCGCUGCGCGCCGCGCUGGACCCGCGUGUGUUUGUGGCGACCGGCCGCGCGCUGUGGGACUGCAUGGGCAAGGACCUGUUCGAGUUCGUGCACUUCUUGCAGGAGAGCCACGACAACAAGGGCGCCUGGCGGCUGCGGCAGCACGCCAACCUGGCGCUCACGCACCUGUGCGAGUUUUUCCGCUCGCGGCUGGCUGCGUCUAUGGAGCACUGCAUCGGCGAGCGCGACCUGGACCUGCCCAUCAACGUGGACAAGGCGCAGAAGCUGCUGGCGCAGAACACCGCCGUCGUCAACAUCACUCUGAACCCCAUCUAGUCAUACAGCGCGGCCGGGGGGGGGGCGGUGCGGUGGCAAUGGCACCUGGGGCGUUUGUAGCGUAGGGAAGGAUGGCUGUGGUGGCCCGGGGAGUGGCGUGGGGUUGGGGAAUGAUUGUGGGUUCGUGGCGUAGGCAGCGGUUCGCAGCGCCGGCGUGGUGCUGGCUCAAGGCAGUGCAGUGAAGUAGGGUGAGUUGUCGGCUGACCAGAUACCAGGAACUGUAGCUUUCCGCAGCUGAUUCAAUUAGGUAGGCACUUUCGAUGACGCAUGAGGCUGCAACUGUUUUGGACACGGGUAUGGACGAACGGACAAUCACGCUGUGGUGUGAGAAUGGAUCCACUGUUCUCCGGAUUUCGCCUCCUUGCCCACCGAACUGCCACCCAACCGCUCCACCCAAUAGCUCAAGCACUAGCACACAUCAUGAGCGCACAUAAGCAGGCACAUACUAAAGCGUAUGCAGGCGUUCGGCCUCUGGAAUUCGACAUGCUGCCGCCGACACCACUAAAGCUGGAGACCGCGUCACAUGAUCCCGGGCUACAAAUGCAUUAUGAUGAUUAUCCCAAGUGCAACUCGAUCAAUCUCUUCCGGCGCACAGUCCUGAAUAUCAUAUGGACAAGUGCAGAUGCAAGCUUCUGGGCACGUCCCGGUGGUUCAACGAUAGGGUUACUGGUGGUCGGCCCUGGGUACAUGGGCAUGCCUGCGAGUCAAGACGUGCCUCCAGGUGGACUGGAUUUGAACGAUUGAAAGCUUAGCC